GGAGGGAAAAACACAAGCGGAGAAGACCCGCUGGCAUCGCAGGCGCGUCAGCGUUGCUACAUAAACGAUGAUUAGCAUAUUUGCAUGCAAUAUUUCCCCCGAAAGAACAUUCUAAAGCUGUGUCACCGAGCAGAGGGAUGAGAAGGACAGAAUGGAUGGCGCUUCAUUGAACGGGGGAAGUCGUGGACAAGAGACGAAGGCAAAAAGUGGCUUCAUGGAGCAGAGGUGAGAAUUUCAUCCAUGGCAGCACGAUAAGCGCAGCCUCCAUCUGACGCCAUGGUGAGAGAGGGCCUUGGCUCUGUUGCCAUGGUGACCCUGUAGCAGGAGCUCGGUAACUAAGAUCUGUUGCCUUGGUGACACCAUAAAAAGACCCAAGCGACUGUUUCAAUCUGUUGCCAUAUCGAGGCCCUUCAAAGGGAAACACUGAGCCUGUAGCAUCCACAACCUCAUCUUGCACGCCAAUUUGUCACCAUGGGAACCUCCAGGAUGUUUCGCAUUUUUGUAGUCCUGGGCUCUGCCUUCAUGAUUCUUCUGAUCAUCCUCUACUGGGACGAUGUCGGAGCGUCCCAUCCAUAUUUGCACACCCCUUUCUCGCCGGGUCCCAAAAUUGCACAUCCUGCUCCAGGGCAGCAACAGCAGCAGCAGCAGCAGCAGAAGCAGCCACCUCAAACCCCCCGAACACCGUCCUUCCUGUCCGACAUCGAUGCCUUUGUCAACCAGUUCUUAGAGCCGGGAACUGGUGAACCUACAGACCCCGUGCUGGCAGAAACAAGCAACCAAUCAGAGAAGGCAGAAGAACGAUAUAUACCAAAGCAGGAGUGGAAAGUUCAUCAGAUGCCAGUGGCACCAGAGCUUCGCCAGAGACAAGAGCACCGGAAGAGGUUACUUGAGGAGGUUUGCGCCAACGACAGCAUGCUGUUUCCUGGCAAAAAACGUUCAUUUGAUGACAUUCCCAACAAGGAGCUGGAUCAUCUGAUAGUUGAUGACAGGCAUGGUAUUAUCUACUGCUAUGUUCCUAAGGUGGCUUGCAGUAACUGGAAACGGAUCAUGAUCAUUCUCAGUGAGAGCCUGCUCCACGACGGCCUUCCCCCAAGAGACCCUCUGUCUAUCUCCAACGACCAGGCCCACGACAGCAGCAUGCACUUCACAUUCAACAAGUUCUGGAAGCGAUACGGCAAGUUUUCCAGGCACCUUAUGAAGGUCAAGCUGAAGAAGUACACAAAGUUCCUUUUCGUGCGAGACCCCUUUGUGCGUCUCAUAUCCGCCUACCGGAAUAAAUUAGAGGUGGGCAACGAGGACUUCUAUCGCAAAUUUGCUCAGGUCAUCCUGCGACGCUACGCCAACCAACCAACUCCACCUUCCUCUUUGGACGAGGCGCGUGCUGCGGGUCUCCAUCCAUCCUUCUCCCACUUCAUCCAGUAUCUCCUGGACCCCCAGACAGAGAAGGACAUGCCCUUUAACGAGCACUGGCGGCAGGUGUACCGCCUUUGCCAUCCCUGCCAGAUUCAGUAUGACUUUGUGGGCCACUUGGAGACAGCCGAGGAAGACGCUGAGCACUUAUUACGCCUGCUGCGUGUGGACAAUGUGGUGGAGUUCCCCACCUCGCACAGGAACGUCACAUCCAGCAGCUUGGAAACCGAAUGGUUCAGCACCGUGCCCCUCGAGGCGCGGAGGGAACUUUACAAGCUCUACGAACCCGACUUCAGGCUUUUUGGCUAUGACAGACCGGACUCAAUCCUCAAUGAGUGACUCACACACACUUAAUUUAACAAAUAUUUUUUCUUCCACAGAAGCACACAAAUAAGCUCAAGCCAAUUAUCCGUUCUUGACCUUUAAUGGAAGAUUUACAAUCACACAAAGCACACGUGUGAGACAGCUGAGAUUAACAGGUGUCAUUUUACACCUCCAGUGAGUGUGCUGCACUCCCAGAUGUCACGUCUGAUUGGCUGCUAACAGUUACACCCAUGCUGGCUUUGUAGCAGGAGGCUGCCAGCUGGCCAUUCAGAUGACUUUUUAAUGUUGCUGCACUACAGUGGUAGUUUUACACACGUAUUUAUUCAUUUAUUUCACACCGUGCAAUGUUUUCCUUGCAAGCAUGAAAGGUUUUAACUGGUGAUGAUGGACUUAACCUUACUUUACAAGACCUUGUCAUGAUCCAUUCUAUCGGCCUUCAGCAUGUAAAGUAAUCCCUCUUUGCGCUUCAAACUUUGCGGCUUCACUCUCACGAUUUUUCAAAAAUCGAUUCAUUAAAAAAUCAUUUCGUGGUUGAAUAGGGCCUAGUUAUGAGAAAAUAUGUAUAUUUAAGAACAUUUUUCUUAUCUUUGCUUAAAUUAAGCAUUUUCAAGCAUAAAAAUGGCUAAAUGAACUAAAAUAGGCAUUCAAAGAUGUGAUGACAUGUAGUAUUGUCACUGGUCACUAGGUGUCAGUACUGUUACUGUAAUGUGCGGUGAGACACACAAGCAACAGUCGUGAUGGCUGGAACAACAGGCUUUUAUUGUAGGUUUGAAUGAGCUCACUAACACGGGCUUCUGUUGCGGCUGUAACCCACGCCAAGCUAAAACUCAACCUUGAACCCCCGAUGCCACUGCCUGUCCACUCCCCCACUCAGCUCCUCGAGCACCGUAACACAUUUACAGUCUUAUUUGUGUCUGCAAUGGCUUAUUUUCUCUGAUUAUGUCUUAUAUAUUGGGUAAUAUGAGUGUAAAGGUGACUAUUGGGGUGUUAUUUCAUGUCUAGAGGGCUCUCAUAUUGUAAAAAAAAAAAAACUUAUUUAGAAGGUUGUUAACAGGUUUUCUAUGCUCUCAAAAAUAUUCCAUUUAUAAAUAAGGAAUCUGACUUGCGGAAAUUCCCUUAACACGGUCGGGUCUGGAACCAGAUAACCAUGAUAAGCAAGGGAUUACUGUCGUCGACCAAUGUAGAAUUUCUGUCACUUAGCAGCUUGCUUUGACGACACAAACUAAACUACAUUGUAGCAUCAUGUUAAAAAUGUAAAAAAUGUUUCAUCUUGUCUUUUGCUCAUCUCGUUAAAAUUCCAGCGGAAGAAGGAACAGGUGAAAACUUGGAGGCAUUUUCCAAAGGGAAUAUUUUCUGUUUUUAAUGUUGGUUGUGCCAACCCUGGAGGCUGCAACAAUGCCAAAAGUUGGAACUUGACAGUUUGUGGUUCUAUAGGCUUGAACAUGGAUCUGACAUGAACAAAAUAGUGCCUUCGGUUGCAAACGUUUACACGUUGAAAGUAUUUUUGUAGAGGGAAUUACACAAUACAGUUGAAGCUGUAUGACGCCACACGUCUAUUUGAUAUUCUAAGCCGAUCUGAGAUGCACCGCAGUCAGGAAAACCCUUCUGUGGAGAUGUCUAACCGUUUUGGACCUCGUGUGACGAUUCGGUGAGUUCUGUAUGCUUCUUUAAAGUGACUUGUUCUGCGCAACUAAUAAUUGUUAUGCAGGAAUUCUGUGUGUGUGUGUGUGUGGUUUGUACUGUUGAUGAUGUUGAUGACACCUUAUAUUCCACUUUUUAAGAUGUGCAUUCUCAUACGUUGUCUCACAUGCCUUUUGUUUUUAUACAAUGUAAGCUAUUUGUUUUUAAUUGGAUAUUCUGUUGAUUCUUGUUUCUUUUACAGUGCAUGUGUGAUUGUCCCACGUGACAUUUUUUUUUUCAAAAAUAAAAUAAGAAGAGAAAAAUAUAAACCCAAA
Messenger RNA from Dunckerocampus dactyliophorus (ringed pipefish), 3689 nucleotides. RefSeq names its product carbohydrate (chondroitin 4) sulfotransferase 12a (gene chst12a). Bases 472 to 1749 code for a protein of 425 amino acids. NCBI's taxonomy places the organism in Eukaryota, Metazoa, Chordata, Actinopteri, Syngnathiformes, Syngnathidae. Gene Ontology annotation, cellular component: membrane. The record is from RefSeq and is a predicted model, not a curated record. Gene Ontology annotation, molecular function: sulfotransferase activity. The transcript has 5 exons. Gene Ontology annotation, biological process: carbohydrate biosynthetic process; proteoglycan biosynthetic process.